Molecule: messenger RNA, 3087 nt
Organism: Mus caroli (Ryukyu mouse)
Lineage: Eukaryota; Metazoa; Chordata; Mammalia; Rodentia; Muridae
Source: RefSeq, a predicted model, not a curated record
GUGCUGUCCAGCCACUGAGUCCUGGCCCUCCUGGUUGGGUUCGAGAUCGAAUAUUAGUUCAUCUGGAUCAGAAGCUCUCAUGCAUUCCAGGCCUUUGGCAGUGUAGCAUUCCCUGUCUUCUGCUGUGGCUGGAAGCAUUGAAAAGAAUCUGGGUGGUUGAAAUCUUACCAUCACCUGUGCUUGUUUGUACUGGAGACAUACUCAGGAGAGGUAGCAUAAUAUCUCCCCUGACUCUGCAGUUUAACUCUGAAGCUGAGUGAAUUUCUGACUAAGACAUGCAGUAGUGAAUGCAGAAACCUUACUUUAAAAUCUCACGAGAGGUGUACUAUUUGCUUCUCACUACUAUAAGAAAAGUGUUGUUUUUAAAGUAGACCCUGAGUGUGAUUGAAUCUUCAGUGGAAAAUCAAGUGAGGAAGAGAAAGGCUCAGUAAAAGAAACUCCUGGUAAACCUCUGAACUUUUAGGGACAGUCUACUCAAACUACAUCUUCUGUAACAUAAACCUGAGAUCAAUGAGUGUUUUCUCUACAAGGUUGUUCUUCAAGAAGAGUACAGGGAAGAAUACAUUUUCUUCUUGCCACAAAAGUUCCAGUAGAAGUAGUGUUGGUGCUGCCAGGAUAUGUCUGUUUCCAUAAAACAAGCAGAACAAAUUCCAUGAAUCAAAGCCACUAAGUAUAGUUUUCAGAGAUGCCUGAAGGUUUGAACAGGCCAAUGAGUAUUGUCAUCAUCGAGGCAUUUUAUGGAGGCUCCCAUCGACAGCUGGUAGAGCUGCUCCAAGAAGAAUUAGAUGACUGUGUGUUGUACACUCUUCCUGCAAAGAAAUGGCACUGGAGAGCACGGACAGCAGCCUUAUACUUCUCACAGAAUAUUCCCAGCAGUGAGCACUACAGGACCCUCUUUGCAAGCUCUGUACUCAACCUGACUGAACUGGCUGCCCUUCGGCCUGAUCUGGGAAAACUGAAAAAGAUCUUGUACUUUCAUGAAAACCAGUUGGUAUAUCCUGUCAAGAAAUAUCAGGAGAGAGAUUUUCAAUAUGGAUACAACCAAAUUCUCUCGUGUUUGGUGGCUGAUGUUGUGGUAUUCAAUUCCAGUUUUAAUAUGGAAUCAUUUCUUACUUCUAUUGGAAAAUUCCUGAAGCUGAUUCCUGAUCACAGGCCUAAGGAUCUGGAAAGCAUUAUCAGACCCAAGUGUCAAGUUAUUUAUUUUCCCAUCAGAUUUCCUGAUGUGAGCAGAUUCAUGCCCAAGCACAAAAUAGCCCACUUAAGGAGGAUGCUCAGCCUUAUUGGAAAUGAUGCUGCAGCUCUGUCUGUGACGCUUUGUCCCCAGCCAGAGCAGAGGGUUUCUAAGAAGUUACUGGAGAACUGUGAAUCAAAGUCUGAUGAACACCCCGACCUCGAUGCUGAACAAGAAACCCUGGACAACCCAUCAAUCCAUAAAUCAGGCUCUCUUCCUGUGAGUAAAGAAAACCUGCCUCUUGAUCCCAGCACCCUUCUGUGUGGAGCUGAAGAUCAGCAAAGACCGCUGCACAUUACAUGGCCGCACAGGUGGGAGCAUGACAAAGAUCCAGAGACGUUUUUAAAGAUAUUAAUGAAUCUAAAGGAGUUAAAGUUCAACUUCCAUGUCUCUGUCCUCGGAGAAACUUUUACAGACAGACCAGAUAUAUUUUCAGAAGCCAAAAAGGCACUGGGCUCUUCAGUCUUGCACUGGGGCUACUUACCCCGUAAGGAAGACUAUUUCCGCGUACUGUGCAUGGCUGACGUUGUCAUCUCAACAGCCAAGCAUGAAUUCUUUGGAGUAGCAAUGUUGGAAGCUGUGUACUGUGGCUGCUACCCACUCUGUCCCAAAGACUUGGUUUAUCCUGAAAUCUUUCCAGCUGAGUAUCUGUAUUCCACACCUGAACAGCUUUCAAAAAGGCUCAAGAGUUUCUGCAAGAGGCCAGAUAUUGUAAGAAAACAUCUUUAUAAGGGUGAAGUGGCUCCAUUUUCUUGGGCAGCCCUACAUGGUAAAUUCAGGUCUCUGCUCACAACAGAACCCAGGGAAGAUUUGUGACAGAUGGGGCUAAGUCGCAAACUUGCAGCCUAAGGCAGAAUCUGAAGAACUUUCCAGAGUGUGCCCAUAUUUACCUGAUCAGAGAGAAAAGAAAAUCUGCAGAGGAAGCCGAGCCUGGCUGCUUGUCAUAGCUGACACAGAGCCAUCUGCCACAAACCUGUGGCGGCUUCAGAUCUCCAAUCCCUGCCACCACCCCAACUCAAAUUAAAUACAGAUUCCUAGAGACGUUAUGAUGGUUACACAUGUCCUCGGCAUCACAUGUAGGAGACUGUUCAAAAAAAAAUCUGUGGCCUGUUGUAUAACCGCACUCAUGUAUCCCAUAUGUGGUGCCACAUUGAAUUUCCGGUUGAAUCCGUUUUUAUCCUUUGUACUGGAUGACAUGGUGCCUGAAUUCUUUCUUUCUGCCGACACGAUGGCAGCCAAACUGCAGCUUCAAACACUCACACUUGGCUGAGUUUCUACCUGGGUUGCCAGGUUAUCAUCGGAGCCUUCUUGUGUCCUCAAAGGGCCACGGGGCCUAGAAAGAGGAUCAGAAUGCUACUGAACUAAUUGGGCAGCCAUCUCAAAGCUGCUGUAGGCAAAGGGCUGCUUUAGCACUUUUCUUUUAGCAAAUUAAUGACUCUCUGGCAAAGGAGUUUUUAAGUGAAGGUAUUAAUAAGGGGUCUGGCAGGUAUUCCCAUGAUUCACAGAGUUUCAUUUGCAUUUAAUUAAUCUUAAAGAAACUUGCAAGAUAAACAGCUGUAAUUCGGACAAACAUGGCAGACUCAGUGAGUGAAGUCCUCUCAUCCAUAAAAUGAACACGAGAUACUUGUUUUAAAAUUUGUUCCCUGUGGGUAAAAAUAGAAAAAUCAGAAUGCUUAUAACAAAACAUAAUUUGGUAUAAAAUUCUUCAAAAAUACUUGCAUCCAACUAUAGAUAUAUUCUUCUUGAAAUAAGUCACUUAUGAUUCUUGCUCUGUUUGUUGGUGUAAAGAUGUUUUAAAUGGCUGGAUUGUAAAAUACAUUUUUAAUAAACUGCCCGCUGCAAUUUUAAUUAGCAUA